UCAUGCAGCUGGUUGAGCUUGGUCUCUCUUGGGUGCCUUUUCGGAGGUCUCUCAGUGCCGCAUCGACUUUGCCGAGCUUCUGGCGGUUAACGAAAGAGAUCUCGCCGACUAUCAUGUAGUGGAUAUGCUUGCAAGACUCCUCUGUGCAAAUACGGUCACCAUCGACUGUCUGCUGCUUCCCCGCUUGGCGCCGCAGCCUCUUCUCGCCACUCUCGAAGUCAUCGAAGAGGUGCAGGAGCGAAUCGACUGUCGAGCCUUCGGUGUUAUCUGCAGCCACACCGGUAAGUGCCGCCAGACACAGCCAAUGUCUGCAUUGCAGUUCAGCAAAAGAAGCCUUCACGGCCUUCAUGACGGUCUUGCCGGUGCCGCCCUCGCCGGUCAGGCACAUGCGCAAUGGCGCGAUGUAUUUAUUGUCCCUCAGGUCUUCGUAGUGGUUGAGCAAGUGGCUGCAGAUGAUUUGGAACGCCCGCAUCUGCUCUUCGUUCAAUUUGUAACGGCUCGCCCAGUGAACAGAGAACGUCCUGUCGUCGACCGUCUCAGGCGGCUUGAAUGCGGACGCCGGCUGCGCCAGCAGUCGAGUGAGGCUGGCAGCAUCCAUCGAGUGACCACCGUGCGUAAAGAGAUUCGACUCGAAGAGAAGCUACUCAGGAGGCUUGCUUCAUCUGACGUGGCGCGGCUGUGGUCGAUUUCAUUUACCUUGUUGCGUUGCUGGUGCAGGUCAUCGUUGGGCUGAUCCUGGCGGUUCCCGUUUGAUUGAGAAGCCGAUUGAUAGUCAUCGAAGGCAGUCUUCAAUAGCCCCUUCAACAGGCGCGCUAGAUUGAUACAUGUCUAUUGAUAUCAUCGCUGGAUAUCGAUAGGUUGGCAUUCAAUUGCAUCCAGCGAUGCAUUGAUAUACUUGGCGAAGCACAUCUUCACCACGGGCGCAGCAGGAGCGGCAACAUGGGGGGUGUCUUGUGUUCUUGGUGCAGCCCUCUGAGUACCUGCAUGCUAUCGCCACGUCUGUCUUCGAGAUGUGCACGUUUUUCAAGCUCCCGCCAGUGUUGUCUGCAUGUUUUGAAACUCUCGCCAUUGUUGCAUGCGUCGGUGCGCUUCUCGCCAACACUCGUGCUGUGCACGUCUCUGUGAUGCAUAAUUGAUCCACCACUUCGCGCGCUGCUUUCGACCCCCGCCCAAUUCGCGGCCCGGGGUGCCCACGCAGUGGGUGCCCCUUACUCGGAAUUGGACAGCAUGCGACCGUCUUCGGUUCACGGGGGCGGUCGCUCUUACACGAAAUACGGCCGGCCGUGACAAGCGAUGCUGUCCAGUCCGUCCUAGCUAUGCCGCACAAGGUGCCUGAUCCCUGGAACUGUAUGUCAGUGACGCUCCUUUGCUUCAUUCUAGUUGGCGCUGAAUUGUCUGGCUGCUGGAGGCUGCCCUCGAUUGCGAGUGGUCCAAGACGGCCGCCAUUAACGCGCCGCUUUUCGUCAUCAGCCUUUCAAUCAGUUGUUGCGGAUGUGGGUUCAUCGGCGGCGAGUGGGAGGUCGGUUCCGGGGGAGAUGGUGCGGCGUGGAGGCGGCGGGGGAGGCUACCAGUACUAUGAAGGUAGGGGGGAAAAGACUCUUUCUUGUCUGAUUCGUUCUGUCACGCGUCUGUGUGUGUGAAGGCGCCCGUCUUCCGCCCCCUCCCGACCUUCCAUCGCUGCUUCUAAGCGAGCGGAUCGUUUACCUUGGCCUGCCACUCGUCUCACAGGUGCGUAGUACACACCCGUCGUGCCCCGGCCGCACAUGUGUGCGUGCAGGUGACAGAGCUGAUAAUAGCUCAGUUACUGUACCUCGAGUAUGAAUCGGCAGACAAACCCAUCCUCAUGUAACACACACGUACACCCAUGAACACAUAACACUACCUGGCUCGCCCAGACCAUUCUACGACAACCGGACAGUCGAUUUGGUUGUGUCUACCGUAUGCGUCUGUGUCUCUCUGUGUCUGUCUGUGUGCUCUGAAGGUACAUUAAUUCGUCUGGCAAUGAAGAUGGUCGGGGGCGUCCCGUUGCUUUCGAGACCGAAGCUCUUGCGCUGGCUGACGUGAUGAAGUAGGUCGGCACGGCAUCUGGCAGGUUGAUUGCGUGGAGGUGUGAGCGGGCCUGUGCGUUGUUGCAGUUAUGUGAAGCCACCCGUGCACACGAUAUGUGUGGGACAAGCAUUCGGCACAGCUGCAAUGCUGCUUGCGAAUGGGGAAAAGGGCUACAGGUACGUUCCAGCCCUCUGAUGGAUGGAUGGAUGCGUAGCUUUUACUGGUGCGAUCUCUGCACGUUUUCCACCCGACCGAGUGCAUGGCGUGGUCGUCCUGCAUUGGGUAUCAGGUAUUCUCUCCCCAACUCCACCAUUCUUCUGAAACAGCCAGUUGGCGGGACUCGCGGGCAAGCAUCAGGUCCCUCACGACUAGUGUCGUCCAAACGGACCAUUUCAUUGCCCCACCUGGCUGCAGAUAUCGCUGCUGGGGCCAAGGAGGUGCUGUUCAUGAGGAAUCAGAUGGUACAGAUCAUCUCUCAGGUUCGUGACUGCAGGUGCAAACUUUUGCGAAAUCAUACAGUGUGCAACGAAUUGGCUUCAGAAGCGUCAUAUCUUGCUCUUUUGAUUUUUUAGGCGUCGGGGAAGGGGUUCGACACGGUGAUGCAUGACCUGCAGAGGAGCAAGUACCUGACGGCCGAGGAGGCAAAAGCGUACGGCUUGAUUGACCGUGUGCUGGACAGCAAGAAGGACCUCACCGUGCCGCCUCCCAUGCCUAUAGUGCAAGCGACGUAGGACAAGCGAUGAGCUGAGCACCUCUCUGGACAGACAGUUGGGGACAGUCGUGUGAAGGGGCGUGAAUGGGUGGGGAACGUCCACGAGUGUCGCAAGAUGACGAUACCAUACGUCCAUGUCACACCUCCAC
This is a messenger RNA of Vitrella brassicaformis, 2910 nucleotides long. Lineage: Eukaryota; Vitrellaceae. The record is from the annotation of a GenBank genome assembly.